Molecule: messenger RNA, 1776 nt
Organism: Eutrema salsugineum
Lineage: Eukaryota; Viridiplantae; Streptophyta; Magnoliopsida; Brassicales; Brassicaceae
Product: BAHD acyltransferase At3g29680
Exons: 2
Coding region: 195-1562 (455 amino acids)
Source: RefSeq, a predicted model, not a curated record
UUUUGAAGGCGGCGGCAGGUCAAGUGGCGGCGAGAUAAGAAGUGAUCGAUCCAAAAAAUCAGGGUCAAUUGAUCGAGCUUGCCAAGUGUGGGCCAUUUGAUCAAUCAAGCAAAGUCAUAACCAUGCAUGCAUCUGUACAAGAAAUUAAAAGGAAUCUCUAGAGACAACUCUCUCUCUUAAACCUUUGUUCGUCAAUGACGCUAAUAGUACACAAGAUCUCCCGAGUCAACCCAGCAACAAACUCGCCUCAUGACUCAACCGGCUCGCUCGUUCUCCCACUCACUUUCUUCGACUUGAGGUGGUUAAGUUUCCAUCCCACCGAGAGAGUCAUCUUCUACAAACUCAACAAAGACGACUCAUCUCGCGAGUCCUUCUUCUCCGUGAUCCUCCCCAAGCUUGAGCUCUCCCUCUCCGUCGUCCUCCGUCACUACCUCCCGCUUGCAGGUCGCCUCACGUGGGACACACAAGAUCCUAAGCCACGCAUCGUCGUCUUCCCCGACGACUACGUCUCCUUGACAGUUGCGGAGAGCGACGCUAAUUUUGCACGUGUUUCCGGAAAAGGGCUACGUCCCGAGAUGGAGAUACGUUCUCUGGUUCCAGAGUUUCCAGUUUCUUGCCACUCGCCGUCUGUUCUUUCUCUGCAAGUCACAUUCUUUCCAAACCAAGGCUUCUGCAUCGGCAUAGCAGCUCAUCAUUCUGUUCUGGACGGUAAAACAAUGAAUAUGUUUAUCAAAUCAUGGGCUCACAUCUCUAAACAUGAAACCACAUCUUUGCCCGAAGAUCUGACACCAUUUUUAGAUCGAACGGUCAUCACUGUUCCUGCUCUUCUUGAAGCAAAAAUCUUGGAACUUAUGUCGUAUCUAUCACAAGACAAAAACAGCUUAAGAUCACUGAAGCUGCCUCCUACGGAAGAGAUCAGACCAGACCUAGUCCGGGUCACGCUCCAAUUAACUCGGGAAAACGUCAAGAAACUUAAGGAGCGAGCCAAGAGCGAGUCAACUCGCUCUCAUCUUGAACUUCAUUUGUCAACGUUUGUUGUUGCCUAUGCCUAUCUGUGGACAUGCUUAGUGAAGACGCGUGGUGGUGACAUGGAUAGACCGGUGCGUUUCAUAUACGCCGCUGAUUUCAGAAGCCGGUUAAAUAAACCGGUGCCUGAGAAUUAUUUCGGGAACUGCGUGUUCCCCAUUGGUUUCUUUGGAUAUAAAGCAGGGCUGUUUUUGGGAGAAGAUGGAUUUGUCAACACUGUGGAAAUUCUAAGCGAUUCGGUUAGAGGACUUGGUCCAAUUGAGAAAGCUUGCGAAUUGUACAUUGAUGGGACGAAGAGAGUGGAACCGGGCACGCAGUUGGGAUCCAUUUCCGGGUCAAACCAGUUUGGGUCAUACACAUCGGAUUUUGGGUGGGGAAAACCAACUAGAAGUGAAAAUGUGUCCAUUGACCGGAACGAGGCGUUUUCCAUGUCGGAAAGAAGGGAUGAGUCCGGAGGCGUGGAGGUUGGCUUGUGUUUGAAGAAAUCUGAGAUGGAUACUUUUAUUUCUCUGUUUCAUAAUGGUUUGGAAAAUUAAACUUUUUUUUUUUUUGUCGCUUUGAUUAUGCGAUCGUUGGACUCAAUCUCAAGCUGAUUUGGACUCCUUCCUUGACGAAGCGCAUCUUCAAGGCUAUCACACAUUUCCAAUGGUGUUCAUCGGGAUUGGGCUACUUCUUUGCUUUUUGAAAUAUUGAAUAUGCUUCUGUGAUUAUCAAAGACGUUUACAACACAUAUACAUAUAUACAAGAUAU